GCUCAUACGGUUACCUUAUUCCUCCAACCAUAAUAUCCUAGCCACCUCUCUCUCCCUCCUCAUCAAUUCCUGAUUUUUCCUCAAUAAGUGAAAGCUCCGUUACACCCCUUUGCUUCAAAUCCUCCUCCUCGUCGUCGUCACAAGCUUUCUGUAAGGAAUCACAACUCAACUCUGAAGAAGGAAAGGAACAGCAUGACAGAGGAGCAACCUAAAGCUGUUGAGACUCAAUCCUCGUCGGACCCUCCGCCGCCGCCGCCUCAUGAAGAGCCUCCACCACCUCAUGAGGAGCCUCCCCCACCACACCCGCUGCCGCCGCCUCAUGAGGAGCCUCCGAAGGAUGUCACUGAGGAGAAAUCUGUAACUCCUCAACCUCCUUCUGAGGACCUUAAGGCUCUUGCUCUUGUUGAGAAGCCUCAUGAAGCUUCUGAAGAGAAACCAUCUGAAGGUUCUGUGAAUCGAGAUGCAGUGCUGGCUAGAGUUGCAACAGAGAAGAGGCUUUCACUGAUCAAAGCAUGGGAAGAAAGUGAAAAAUCAAAAGCAGAGAACAAAGCGCACAAGAAGUUAUCAGCUAUUUCAGCAUGGGAAAACAGUAAGAAAGCAGCCAUCGAGGCUGAAUUAAGAAAGAUUGAAGAACAACUUGAAAAGAAGAAGGCAGAAUAUGUGGAGAAAAUGAAAAACAAAAUAGCUAUUAUCCACAAGGAGGCUGAAGAGAAGAGGGCAAUUAUUGAUGCCAAGAAGGGGGAAGAUCUUCUCAAGGCAGAGGAAGCAGCUGCAAAAUACAGGGCCACUGGAACCGCUCCAAAGAAGAUCCUUGGCUGUUUCUGAUACUGAAAUCCUAAGAUCUCACAAGAAAACCAAGAACGUUGAAUUGUUGGUGUCUUCUUCUUUUUUUUUUCCUGGCUGAACCGUGGUUAGUGUAUUUUCUUUGACUGUCCAAAUGUCAGUACAGAUGUGUUAUUUGUUGGUGUCAGUACAGGUGUUAUUUGUAUUUGAAUUAUUUGUUGGGGAUUUAGUUGAUGUUCAUUUAUUUUGUGUGCAUAUCAAUGUUGGUGUGAGUGGACUAAUUGCUAUAGACAUGAAAUUCUAUAAUUUAUUUUGUGGUA
Molecule: messenger RNA, 1103 nt
Organism: Prosopis cineraria
Lineage: Eukaryota; Viridiplantae; Streptophyta; Magnoliopsida; Fabales; Fabaceae
Product: remorin-like
Exons: 5
Coding region: 193-825 (210 amino acids)
Source: RefSeq, a predicted model, not a curated record